Molecule: messenger RNA, 948 nt
Organism: Iphiclides podalirius (scarce swallowtail)
Lineage: Eukaryota; Metazoa; Arthropoda; Insecta; Lepidoptera; Papilionidae
Source: the annotation of a GenBank genome assembly
AUGUACGAGGCGACGGGCGUCAACGAAUCGAUCUCUGAGCUCCAGAUGCCCUGUAAUAACGAUGCGGAAGACGGCGAAGAGAAAUUCUACAGAAUGGCCGGGCAGCGGUUCGAUGACGGGAUUUGGGAGAGCGGCCCGUACCCGAAGGAGUACGCCAAAUACGCCGAGGCUGAAGCCGAAGUUGAUGCCGAAGUUGAUGCCGAGGGCGAGGCUGAUGCCGAAGCUGACGCCAAGGUCGAUGCUGACGCCGAUGCGGAAGCCGAGGUGGACCCGGCUCGCGUUAGAGAAAUCCUCGCAGACGUCUCACCUUGGGAUGCGGCGGACGACAAUGCGUCCGAUGGCACGGAGUGGGCAAAUUUUGGGGAAGUUUUCACGACCCCAAUUGAUCCCUUCGCCCCCGUAACGGACACCUCGCCUUCGCAGCGGCAGCACUUCUUCGAUCAGCAGGAAGUCUUUACCCCUUUUUGGGGGUACGGCGAGGAGCGUGAAGAGCGUAAUGCUGAGGCCGGGGGCGCGGGCGCACUAGACCAGCCGAUGCGGUCGCUGAGCCUGGGCGAGUUCCAAGUGAAGCCGAUGGACGACGCCUCCACGGCGGAGCUCACCAAUAACCUGCUCACCGCCAUGAGCUCGAUGGCGCCCGACGUGAUCGCUGACAUUGUGAGCGCUAUGCCGCGUCCCGACGAGCCGACCGGGGACCCUGCCCCCAUGAGUGCCGCUCCCAUGAGUGCCGCCCCCAUGAGUGCCGCCCCCAUGAGUGCCGCCCCCAUGAGUGCCGCACCCAUGAGUUCCGUGCCCGCCGCCCCCGUAGACCCCGCCCCCGUGGAGCCUGCCCCCGUGGAGCCCGCCCCGGUGGACACCGCCCCCAAGGACCCCGCCCCCGUGGACCCUGCCCCCAUGGACACAAACCCCGAUGACUCCGCCCCCAAGGACCCCGCCCCCGCCCUAAGG